Messenger RNA from Daphnia carinata, 1284 nucleotides. It is a transcript of the gene Naxd, whose product is annotated as ATP-dependent (S)-NAD(P)H-hydrate dehydratase-like. The coding region runs from base 129 to 1181 and encodes 350 amino acids. Gene Ontology annotation, molecular function: ATP-dependent NAD(P)H-hydrate dehydratase activity. Gene Ontology annotation, biological process: metabolite repair. The record is from RefSeq and is a predicted model, not a curated record. NCBI's taxonomy places the organism in Eukaryota, Metazoa, Arthropoda, Branchiopoda, Diplostraca, Daphniidae. The transcript is spliced from 3 exons.
UUAGACGCUCUUACUGUUGCAUCUCCAUAGUUUGUGAAUCGCUGUGGAAACGAAGUAUGCCCGUUGCAUACAUUAUUUUUGUUAUUGACAUUCUUAAUUUCAUAAUUCCUUGCAGUACUCAAUGAUCGAUGCAUUCGAUUAGAAAACUGCUUUCAUUCCAGGGUACUGGAGCCUUAUCCCAUUUAAACUGUAGAGAAAAUAAAUCCUCAUAUUUGUUUGUGAAACCAACCUCAAGUUACUGCAGUUCCCCAGCACAAAAUACUAUAGCAAGCAUGCAAAAUCUUAGUAAAGAAAUCCUACUUCUAGAAAUGAAGAAAAGUAUUCCAAUUCUUAGCAACUCAUUACACAAGGGUGAAAGUGGACGAAUCGGUGUUAUUGGAGGUAGCUUGGAGUACACAGGAGCUCCUUAUUUUGCUGCAAUUGCUGCUCUACGUGUUGGAUGUGACCUAGUACAUGUUUUCUGCAUGAAAGAGGCUGCUCCAGUUAUUAAAAGUUAUAGUCCUGAGCUUAUCGUCCAUCCCUUGCUUGAUGCCCCAAAUGCAUUUGAGGCUAUUUCAGCAUGGCUACCUCGAAUUCAUUCUCUAAUACUAGGACCUGGUCUUGGUAGAGAUGAAUCAGUUUUCAAAGUAUUGGGUCCCAUAAUUAACCAUGCAAAGGAACUUAAAAUUCCUCUUGUGAUAGAUGCAGAUGGAUUAUUCUACAUCAAUAGCAACCACCAUAUUAUUCAAAAUUGCACCAAUGUGAUUCUGACACCAAAUACUAUAGAGUUCACCAGACUUUAUAAAGCCAUCAUGGGUAUAACCAUUGAUCCUAGUCAACCUGUACAACCCGAAGAUGUAGGUGCCUUGGCUAAAAAAUUGGGACAUGUAACAAUUCUCCAAAAAGCAGAAAAAGACAUAAUAACUAAUGGGAUUAACAUCAACAUCUGUGAAAAGAUGGGUUCACCAAGGAGAUGUGGUGGACAGGGUGAUUUAAUGUCUGGAAUGUUAGCCACUUUCCUCUACUGGAAGACGCACGACCAAUACAGUCAUGAAGUUACCUUAUCGGCAGGAGCUGCGGCAGCCCAUCUUAGCCGAAUGAUCAACAGAAAAGCUUUCGAAAUCCAUGGUCGUGGAACACUCGCCUCUGACAUGAUUCCUUAUAUCCCUGAGUGCUUCAGGUCUUUGUUUAAUCAAGAGUAAAUAAAUUUAUGAAUGUUUUCGCACGCAGUUAGAAAUUUCGAAUUAUGUGUAAUAUUUUUGUAGAGACAAUCAACUAUAAUACAAAAUACGUCCUAUGCUGUAA